This is a messenger RNA of Funneliformis geosporum, 2266 nucleotides long. NCBI's taxonomy places the organism in Eukaryota, Fungi, Glomeromycota, Glomeromycetes, Glomerales, Glomeraceae. The record is from the annotation of a GenBank genome assembly.
ACCCGGCAUAGGAACUGAGGGUAAAACAGUAUUCCUUCGUGCUAAUUACGUUAAUGUUAUAAAGUUUCCAAAUGUGGAGUUGAUUCGAUAUAAUUUUGAAAGCAUUUCACCUCGUGGUCGACGACCGAGUAAAACAGUCCGAGUAAAGAUUUUUAUGGAAAUGAUGAAGCAAAAAUUAUUUGGAAAUUGUUUUCCGGUAUAUGAUGGAAAUGAUCUGAUAUAUUGUUCAGCUAAAUUACCAAUGGGAAACGAUAAAGAGGAUAGUAAAUUAGAAGUUGAUCUUCCACCAAGUGAUGAUAAUAAUGGCAAACAUACAAAAUUUGACGUAAAAAUUAAAAGUGCCACAAAGAUAAAUUUACAAUCUUUACAAAAAUAUAUUGAUUCAGGAAAAGUAUCGGAUGAAUCGGAUGAUGAUAUCCAAACUUGUAUGAAUGCACUGAAUACUUAUUUAAAUUUCAAAGUCCGCAGUGUCUAUUUAUCAGUUGGAAGAGGAGACUUUCCUCCUGUAACUGAUGUACAAAGAACUUUUUUGGGUACUGGUGAGGAAUUGAAAAAAGGAUUCGUUCAAUCUUUGAGAAUAGGAUGGGACCGUCUCCUUGUUAAUGUUGACACGAGUUUUGGCAUAAUUUAUCCACCCGGAAAUGUCAUGGAUGUUAUUGCAACCUUCUUUUGGUGUGACAAAAGAGAUUUGAAGAAUGGUAUCAGAGAAGAUGAUAGGAAAUAUUUAAAUAAGAAAAAGAAAUAUACUAUUAAUGGCUUAACGACGACUGUAGCAGAUAGAACCACAUUUAAGCAAGAUGAUAAAGAUAUUACAGUUACUAAAUACUUUUUAAAUAAAUAUAAAAAGAAGCUUGAGUUUGGAAAACUUCCUUGUAUUGUUGAUGCCAAAAAAAGUUAUCUUCCUCUAGAGUGCUGCGAGAUAUUACCAGAUCAACCCGUCAAAUUUUCUCUUUCUGAUGACGCUCGCGCUGAAAUGAUCAAACAUACUUGUGUCAAACCAGCUGAGCGUUUUAAAAUAAUUGAUAACUCAUUUCGUAACUUUUUUCGUUAUGAUCAAGAUGAGAUUUUGAAAUCUAUUAAUAUGGAUAUUGAUGUUAAUACACAAGUACAGGUUAAAGGACGUGUUCUUCCUAAUGUGUCAAUGACAUUUCAUAAAAAUAGUAGUCCCGCAGUUCAAGUUAUACAAGGAGGACGUUGGAAUCUCGUAAAUCGAAAAGUUUUUGAUGGUCAGACAUUAAUUAAUUGGUCAGUGUUAGUUUUAUCUGGUGAUAAUGAGAGUAGUGUUAGAGGAUUUAUGCGACAAUUACGUGAAGUUCUAAGUCAAAAGGGAAUGAAUAUUGCGAAUGAUCCACAAAUAGUAUCUUGGAAUCAACAUAGAGAUAUUAAAGAGGGAUUAGUACUAAAGUUAGAAAUAAUACACAAAACCAAUGUCAGUGUGAGAACUCAAUGCAUGUUGGCUAAACACCUUAGGAAGCGCCAAAAUGAGCAAUUUUGUGUAAAUCUUGGUUUAAAAAUAAAUGCCAAACUUGGAGGUGCAGAUGUUUUCCAUUCAGGUAAAGAAGAAUUACAUAUACCUAGUAUCGCUGCCGUUUGUGCCUCCAUGGAUACCGAUGCUACAAUUUAUAGUGGUCGACAUAGUAUACAAGUUGAACCACGUAAUGAAACUAUUGAAAAAUUAGAGGAAAUGGUUAUUGAUCUAUUAAAAACUUACAAAGCUAAAAAUGAAUGUCUUCCAAAUAGAAUUUUAUUUUAUCGUGAUGGAGUUAGCGAGGGGCAAUUUAAAAUAAUCUUAAAAACAGAAGUAGAAGUAGCAUUGAAACGAGCCUUUGAAAGUGAAUAUGGCGAUAAACCACCAAAAUUGACUUUUAUUAUCGUACAAAAAAGACAUCAUACAAGGAUUCAUCCAUGUUUAUUACAAGAUAGUGAUAAAAAUGGAAAUUGCAAACCGGGAACUGUUGAUACAGAAAUUGUUGCAAGAAAUGAAUUUGAUUUUUUUCUACAAUCUCAUGCCACCCUUCAAGGGACUGGGCGUUCAUCUCAUUAUCGUGUAUUGAGAGAUGAAAACGAUUAUAAUGCUGAUACUUUGCAGUCGUUAACGAAUAAACUAUGUUAUUUAAAUGCAAGAUGUACAACGGCUAUAUCAAUAGUAACACCCGCAUUCUAUGCACAUUUAAUUGCAAAUCGUGCGAAACAAUAUCUUAAUUUUGAUGACCAAGCAUCAAGAUCAUCAAAUGAAUCAAAUGAAGAAAGACCCACAUGUCCACCA